AAUAAAAGCUUUCCGCGUUGAUUAGCAGCAAUUGAAUUUGCAAAGCUAUAUUUUCUUCUUCAGUAAAUUGCUGAUUGCGGGCAAUUGCGGACGCGCAAUAAGCUCGCUCGUUGAUAUGAGAAAAACAUUUUUAAAAAAUAUUGUGUAGUGUGUAAAUAAAAAAGCAAUUCUCAGGGAAAUAUACAAGAAUGUACCUGACUCUUCGCACAAACUUCCACUCCCUACGUGGCUUUGCAUCUUCUACUGGUGCUGCCACAUCACAACUUCCAUCAAUCCCCUCGUGUGACUUUGAAGCACCCCCAUAUCGUGGACCAUCUUAUGAGCGGAUUGUUGAGAUUCAGAAGACACGUUUAACGCCCAAUGUUACCCCCUACUACCGCAAACCCCUUCUCAUUCAUUCGGGCAAAAUGCAAUGGCUCUUCGAUCAUGAGGGACGUAAAUAUUUGGAUAUGUUUGGGGGUAUUGUAACAGUUUCCGUUGGGCACUGCCAUCCAAAGGUGAAUGCUGCACUCAGUGCACAAAUGGAGACACUGUGGCACACCACCAACAUCUACAUGCACCCCAAGAUUCACGAAUAUGCCGAGAGGAUUACGCAAACAAUGCCCGGUGACCUCAAAAGGGUGUACUUUGUAAAUUCGGGCAGUGAAGCAAAUGACCUGGCGAUGCUCAUGGCACGCCUACAUACGGGAAAUCACGAGAUUGUUUCCUUCCGAAAUGCCUACCAUGGUGCAUCACCCCUCACAAUGGGCAUCACGGCUCAUUCAACGUGGAGAUUCCCCCUGCCGGGUGUUAGCAAUGGCAUCAUUCAUGCUAUGAAUCCGGAUCCCUACCAGGGGCACUGGGGUGGACGCUACUGUCGAGAUUCUGUGGCUCAAACAAUCAGGGAGUGCGAAUGCCCAGCUGAUGGUGCCACAUGUGCAGCUACGGACAAAUACUACCAUGAACUCGAGCAGAUUUUCCGUUUCUCCCUCCCACGCGGCAGGGUGGCAGGAAUGUUUGCUGAAUCAAUUCAAGGUGUUGGUGGAACUGUACAAUACCCAAAGGGGUACAUUGCAAAAGCAGCAAAGUUGGUACGAGCCAAUGGGGGUAUCUUCAUUGCGGAUGAAGUACAAUCGGGCUUUGGACGGACAGGUGAUCAUUUCUGGGGCUUCGAAGGACAUGGAAUCAUUCCGGAUAUUGUAACAUGUGCCAAGGGUAUUGGCAAUGGAUUCCCCAUUGGUGCAGUAAUUACAACACCUGAAAUUGCUCAAUGUUUGGAUCGUGCAUUGCAUUUUAACACUUACGGUGGGAAUCCUCUGGCAAGUGCAGUGGGGAUUGCUGUGCUGGAUGUCAUUGAGGAGGAGGAGCUACAGAAGAAUUCCAAAAUUGUGGGCACACAACUCCUAAAGGGUCUUCUUGAAUUGCAAAAGAAAUACGAAAUUAUUGGGGAUGUUAGAGGGAAGGGUCUUAUGAUUGGUGUGGAAUUGGUGGAAGAUCGAACUACGAGGAAACCCCUUAGUACACCUCAUGUUAUUGAAAUUUGGGAGAAAUGCAAAGAUAUCGGUGUCCUUCUAGGCAGAGGUGGUCUCAAUGGGAAUGUGUUCCGCAUUAAACCUCCCAUGUGCAUUAACACACACGAUGUAGCGUUCACACUGCAAGCCCUUGAUCAUGUUCUCGAGAGUCAAAGUACAUUGUGGUGAUGAUCAAUUCCUCUCACCAGGCACUACGCAUUAAACCACCAAUGUGUAUCACAAUGGAUGAUGCUGACUUUACACUGGAAGUCCUCGAGGAUGUCCUUUUGGCGCAUUUUAAGAAAAAACGUCGCAAUGUGCUGAGGUGAAACCUUUUUCUUUUCUUUCAUCAUUCCUUUAACAUUCCUUCAUUGUUACUCUAUGCGAAAAUGUAACAAUUUGCUGCCAUUUUCAUAAUUUUUCUUAUUAAAAAACAAAGUUUUUAGUGUCUAUACACAUGUAAUUAACAUAAAUACAAGACAUACCUAUCAUUUGUUUUUUUUCAAAGGUCUUUACAGAAUAAAACUACAUAAAAUUUCAUUAAAAUUCAUUAAAAUUAAAAUGAUGUAAAAAAA
Molecule: messenger RNA, 2065 nt
Organism: Lutzomyia longipalpis
Lineage: Eukaryota; Metazoa; Arthropoda; Insecta; Diptera; Psychodidae
Product: alanine--glyoxylate aminotransferase 2, mitochondrial
Exons: 4
Coding region: 189-1679 (496 amino acids)
Biological process (GO): glyoxylate catabolic process
Cellular component (GO): mitochondrion
Molecular function (GO): L-alanine:glyoxylate transaminase activity; pyridoxal phosphate binding
Source: RefSeq, a predicted model, not a curated record